This is a messenger RNA of Tuber melanosporum (Perigord truffle), 3317 nucleotides long. RefSeq lists its product as uncharacterized. NCBI's taxonomy places the organism in Eukaryota, Fungi, Ascomycota, Pezizomycetes, Pezizales, Tuberaceae. The transcript has 3 exons. Bases 925 to 2907 code for a protein of 660 amino acids. Gene Ontology annotation, molecular function: transmembrane transporter activity. The record is from RefSeq and is a predicted model, not a curated record. Gene Ontology annotation, biological process: transmembrane transport.
CUGACUUACAGCCCUUCCCCUCCAACACAACACGUCGCCGCCGGAAAAAAACUAUACUCCCGGGGGAUCUGGGUCACCUACGAGUACGGUGGGGUGUCCUCUGGGUAAUCCACGUCAGAGACCAAUCGCGGUGCGGUGCUGGAGCACCCAGGUGGAUGGGUAGGAUACACAUUCGAACCAGACACGACUUUUUCACUCCAUUCACGUAUCCCCGGUAUGAUACCUCGGAUCACCAAUCCUGCAGGUCUUCCGAUAAGGUAUCCGGACGGGCUCCAUGAAGUGCAUUUAUAUCAUACUCUUCAAGCAACUCUUGUAGGGAAUGGUUGUGGGGUUUGUAUGUGUGCGAUUAAAGUAUGCACCCCCAGAAUGGGGAUAGGGUUGAGAUUAGGGAUCGGGCGGAGGGGGUCUCUCAGGUGUCGGGUUUGGAAUUUUGAGGGGCAUUGCUUGGGUUGAUUGUGGAGGAGGAUGGUAAAUUUAGGUGAGUUUAGGUUUUACCGCUUGAUGACAGACUUGAAUACCCUGCUCUAAGUUAGGGAGGUCUUUACUGGAGUCGGUUAGGGCUUCCUGGGUGUUUGUAUCAUACUCGGGUACGAUAUGAUGCCCCAGUUACAGCAUACAAUAUUAUGAUAAUAAUUAUUAUCAUCAAUUUAAACACAAAAUGUCCGACCGCCCAUACCAAGAUUCUCGGGAUCAAGGGUCUUCGCCUUCACCCGCUGCAUGAGGAAGAAAGUAAUAGUUAGGAAAUUCGCAACGGGCCGAAUCCAACGUCCUACCCACCACCCAUGCCCAGGGAUCCCCGUGAUCCGUCGCAACCACUACCGAAAAGGUCGAUUCCAACCCAACAUGGCCGUGAGGUAGACGAUAAGCUUCCAACCCUAGCUAGGCGCCAUAGCUGCAGCUAGGUAGAAAUUUUGGAGGUGUGCCAUGGUCCCCAUCCCGCCUGAGAAAAAGAAGGUGCUGCUCGAGACUGCGCUUGAAAAAUCUUCUUCCUCUCUCGCCACAGACGCCCUUCUAGCAACGGCCCAUAUACAUUGUCAUUUUGACUACGGGACUAUGGCAAAACAUAAGGGUGAUGGGCACUUGCACCCCACUCAGCCGCACACUCAGACACAGACGCGGAUGCGGACACAAAUGGGCAGGGGUUCAUCUGAGAGAUCUUCAUCGUCCAGCGACUUGGAGGAUGAGAGGAGAUUACUGGCAGAUAUAAAUAUUCCCGAAGGCCCUCCUCCGCCUCUACCAGCGACUUCUCGAAUACCUGAGGGAAAACCAGUGACAUGGCUUUCCCUGCCUCGAAAAUCACAACUGAUCGUUCUGGCCCUCUGCCGCCUCUCCGAACCACUCACGCAGACCUCUGUGGCAUCCUAUCUAUACUACUACUUAUCCUCUUUCCACCCGCCAGAUAAGCCGCCCCCCAGUGCAGAGACAAUAUCCCGUCAGGCCGGAAUAAUAGCCUCCUCUUUUGCCCUCGCACAGUGCCUCACCGGCGUGUUGUGGGGUCACUUAUCAGACAGGAUAGGCCGAAAGCCCUGCGUCCUCUUCGGUCUCGCGGGGACCGCAAUAUCGAUAAUUGGAUUCGGCUUUUCGGAAAAUCUGGCUAUGGCGCUAACCUUCCGCAUCCUGGGUGGUUUCCUGAACGGAAACGUGGGUGUGCUGCGGACCAUGGUCGCGGAAGUUGUCGUCGAGAAAAAGUACCAUAGUAGGACCUUCUUGAUCCUGCCCAUGUGCUUUAAUGUUGGGAUCAUUGUUGGCCCGGCUAUAGGUGGAAUGCUGGCUGAUCCCGCAAGCACCUAUCCCGGGCUGUUCGGCGGAGUAAAGUGGAUGCAUCGGUGGCGGUAUGCCCUGCCGAAUCUUGCCAGCGCGGCGUUUUUGUGCAUGAGUAUGUUAUUGGGAUUCCUUUUCCUGGAAGAGUCGCUCGAGUCGAAAAGGUAUAGGAACAGGACGGAUAUUGGGUUGAGGGUUGGACGGGGGAUUACUUCUUUUGCGAACCGUUUGUACAACACGGGCACUCUCGGUGGUAAUUCCCCGAAAACAGAUGAACUCGGGGAAUACCAAAUCGUGACGGAUCUUGACGUUGAUGACGAUGAUGCCACCGUAGUGGGUUCGACAACGCCUUCAUCUUCUUCCUCCGCUUCUAUUCGAUUCAUGCCUGUCAAGCCGAAGAAACCCCCCACACGCCAAACUCUCCGGAAAACCCUCACAAAGAACAUCACCUUCACGUUAAUCGCCUUUACAAUCCUCCCCCUGCAUAAUGCAACAUUCAUGCACCUCUGGGGGAUAUUCCUCUCAACACCUCGCUCCCUCACACCUCACCCUUCAUCCCCGUUCGCAUUCACAGGGGGGCUGAGCCUUCCAGCAACCCAAGUCGGCAUCGCAAUGUCCUACCUCGGCGUCAUAGGAAUCCUAAUGCAACUACUCCUCUACCCCCCGCUCCAGGAGAAACUGGGGCUAUUACACAGCUUCCGCAUCUCCUGCAUGAUUUUCCCAAUAGCGUACUUCCUCACGCCAUUCCUUGCCCGCGUGCCGUCUACGUCCCCACCCGAACGAGCGGCGAGCGGAUGGUUGGUGUGGGCUUCCGUCGUCGGUGUUCUGCUAUUGCAAGUCACCGCGCGCACGUUCGCGCUUCCCGGUAGCGUGAUACUACUGACUAACUCCGUUGAGAAAAGGAGUAAUCUGGGAACGGUAAAUGGGGUCGGGAGUUCCCUGGCUAGCGGAUCUCGCGCUUUGGGCCCGGUCGUGGGCGGGGUGUUGUACGCCGCUGGAUUGGAGGGUGGGGUCGUAGGGUGUGUAUUUUGGGUCAUGGCAGGGAUUGCCACUCUCGGGGCUUGGUGGGCUUGGUUUUUGAAGGAGGGGAGGGGGUUGGUUAACGAUGGGGCCGAGGACGAAGGGGAGGAGGGACGGGUGGCUUGAGUGUGAGAGGUUGUUUCUUUCGAUUAGGGAAGUGAUAAACGGUAUUAAGUCAUAGGAUAGGCGUUUUGCUUUACCGUAUUAACCUCGAAUAAGGGAAAUGUCUAAAGACGUCUCGGUUUCCCCUUUAGGUAACGCGUUGUUUUGCUUUGCUGGUAUUUUCUCCCGUCCCGGUUAGGGUAGGAAACUGAGACAUCCUGGGACAUAUUUCACUUGUCCAAGUUAGUACUGGGGGUAGUUUGAGUUAUGGGCAUCAGUAUACCGUAAAAUAUAGAUUAAGUUACAAGUUGAAUGGUUCUUUUUAUUGCUCCUCUACGGCUAUUCAGCAGUGAUACCUUGCUCUGCUGGAAUCAUCUCUGUAUCAUAGGUACAAGUAUAAUUGCAUUAAAUUAAACUUUAUAUUAGAGAUUAUU